CGGUACGGGCUGAGGAUACCCACCUGUUGAGCCUGGGCACACAGGCAGAGGCGGCGGCUCUGACUCCAGAAGGUCCAGUGGGCAGCUCCCCAGAUGCGGAAAUCAGCACUUGGAGGAGGGAGGAGACUGCCCAAGGGUCCUGCGCUGGCAGAUUGGCAGGCAAGCCAGAGCUAGACCACAUCUAUGCACCUGGCAUCUGUUGCUAUCCGUGCAAAGGCACUCAGAGGCUUGACACAAACAUAAGCCGGGGGAGCUGGGUGAUCAGGCUGCAGGAGCCUCCACACAGAGGAAGCUGAACCAGCCCGUGUCCACAGCACUACCUCCCUCUACCAGCACCAGCCAUGAACUAUGUGGGACAACUGGCCGAGACGGUGUUUGGGACGGUGAAGGAUCUGUACAGGGGCCUGAACCCGGCCACACUGAGCGGCGGCAUCGACGUGCUGGUGGUGAAGCAGGCUGACGGCUCGUUCCAGUGCUCGCCCUUCCAUGUGCGUUUUGGCAAGCUGGGUGUCCUGCGGUCCCGGGAGAAGGUGGUGGACAUCGAGAUCAAUGGGGAACCUGUGGACUUGUACAUGAAGCUGGGGGACAGUGGGGAGGCCUUCUUCGUUCAGGAGCUGGACAGCGAUGAGGAGCACGUGCCUCCCCGCCUGUGUACCUCACCCAUCCCAUGGGGGGGCCUGUCAGACUUCCCCUCGGACUCCCGUCGGGACACAGCCAACAAGCCUGAGGGGCUUGUCAUGUCGGGCAUGGCCUCCAUGGGGCGGAGGAAGAGACGUCGCAGGAGGAAACCCAGGCGGAAGGAGGAUACGUUGGCAACCGAUUCUAGUUCAGAGGAACUGGAGCCAGGCACUGAGAGUGAGCUGUCCCUGCUAGAGAAGCCAAAGCCAGAGCCCCCAGGCGUCCAGUUGGAAGGGAAGUCCUCACCACAGCCCAAAGACAUCUACCCCUACUCGGAUGGUGACUGGGGCCCCCAGGCCAGCCUCUCAGGGGGCAAGCUAGCGUCCCCUAAGAGCGACUCGGAGCUGGAGCUGCGGGCCCCGGAGCCCAGUGCCCUGAGAGCGGAGUCCCACGUGCAGUGGGCCUGGGGGAGGCUACCUAAGGUGGCCAAAGCUGAGCAGCCGGAGUCCUUGAUGGUCCUUGAAGACAGCAUGGGGGCCACCUCUCCCCCUCGGGGAGGACCCAGCACACCCUCUGCUUCUGCGGCUGGCCUGGACCCUUCAGGUCCCACAAUCCUGGUAACCGAUGCUGGUGCUGUCCACCUGCUUCAGUCUGACACAGAGGAUCCUUCUCUGGUGGGUCCCCCUCUCCGCACCCCAGAGCUUCAGGAAACCAAGACUCAGAAUUCCAGGGAUGCGAGCCUCCGUCCUGCUUCUAAGUCAUGGAGUUGGGCUACUCUGGAGGGCCCAGUUCCCACUGGGCAGCCAGCGGGAGCUUCUAGGGGCCGAGGCUCCCUGAAGAGAAGCCAGCACCUGGGCCCCAGCGACAUCUACCUGGACGACCUGCCCUCCCUGGACUCUGAGAACGCAGCACUUUAUUUCCCCCAGAGUGACCGUGGGCUGGGUGUCAGAAGAUGGAGUGAACCCGGUACCCAGAAGCCUCUGGGAGACUCCAACCCCGAGCACAUGCCAGAACCCCUUCCAGACACAGCGGACACCAUAUCACUGUCCCUCUGUGGUGGGCUGGCUGAUAGCCGGGACAUCUCUCUGGAGAAGUUCAACCAGCACAUCGUCUCCUACCAGGACUUCACCAAAAACCCCGGUCUCCUAGAGGACCCAAACCUAGUGGUGAAAAUCAAUGGGAAGCAUUACAACUGGGCUGUGGCCGCUCCCAUGCUCCUCUGCCUACAAGCCUUCCAGAAAAGCCUGCCCAAGAGCACCGUGGUCAAGCUGGAGAAGGAGAAGAUGCCUCGGAAGGGCGGGAGGUGGUGGUUUUCCUGGCGCCGCAGGGACUUCCCGGCUGAGGAGCACAGGGCCCAGAAGGAGAAAAGCACAGCCAGCGAGGAGCAGGGGGAGAAGAUUGACAUCCUAAGCAGCGAUGACGACACUCCAGACAGCCCUGUGAUCCUUGAGGUCCCCUCCCCGCCACCUUCAACUCCAGUCUACACUCCUACCUACAAGAAGUCCCUCCGCCUGUCCUCCGACCAGAUCAGGCGCCUGAACCUCCAAGAAGGAGCCAACGAUGUGGUCUUCAGUGUGACCACCCAGUACCAGGGCACCUGCCGCUGCAAGGCCACCAUCUACCUGUGGAAAUGGGACGACAAGGUGGUCAUCUCUGACAUCGAUGGCACCAUCACCAAGUCAGAUGCUCUGGGCCAUAUUCUGCCCCAGUUGGGGAAAGACUGGACACACCACGGCAUCACCAGUCUCUACCACAAAAUCCACCUGAAUGGGUACAAGUUCCUGUAUUGCUCAGCGCGGGCCAUCGGCAUGGCUGACCUCACCAAGGGAUACCUGCAGUGGGUGAGCGAGCGGGGCUGUGGCCUCCCUAAGGGCCCCAUCCUGCUGUCUCCCAGCAGCCUCUUCUCCGCCCUCCACAGAGAGGUGAUUGAGAAGAAGCCAGAGGUGUUCAAGAUCGCCUGCCUGAGGGACAUCCAGCAGCUGUUCCGGCCCCAGGUGCAGCCCUUCCACGCUGCCUUUGGGAACAGGCCCAAUGAUGUCUUUGCCUACCGGCAGGUGGGCCUCCCUGAGUCCCGCAUCUUCACAGUCAACCCCCGGGGGGAGCUCAUCCAGGAGCUCUUGAAGAACCACAAAUCCACGUAUGAGCGGCUCAGUGAGGUGGUCGAGCUCCUCUUCCCACCUACUGCCCGUGGCCCCAGCACAGACCUGGCCAACCCUGAAUACAGCAACUUCUGCUACUGGCGGGAGCCACUGCCCACUGUGGACCUUGACACCCUGGCUUGAACCUUCCCCGCUACUCACUCCUCCCUGGCCUGGCCCAGGACUGACCAGGUGUCCCAAGGCAGAGCGAGUUGGAAGUGCCAGAGGGACAACCCACUGAAGGAAAAGAAGGGGUGGCAGGUUGAUGGGUAGCCACAGACCUUCCCUCCUCAUCUCUGCCAGCUAAGCUGCAGCUU
Molecule: messenger RNA, 3073 nt
Organism: Otolemur garnettii (small-eared galago)
Lineage: Eukaryota; Metazoa; Chordata; Mammalia; Primates; Galagidae
Gene: LPIN3
Product: lipin 3
Exons: 20
Coding region: 342-2900 (852 amino acids)
Biological process (GO): fatty acid catabolic process; cellular response to insulin stimulus; positive regulation of transcription by RNA polymerase II
Cellular component (GO): nucleus
Molecular function (GO): transcription coactivator activity; phosphatidate phosphatase activity
Source: RefSeq, a predicted model, not a curated record